CAUUUUUCCUCAGCUACUUUUCGCACUUCGCGUUCCGAGAGCGUUCGCAAAUCCAAUCAAAUUCUCGCGAACCCUGAAUUCAAAAGCGGUAGCUUCCUCUGAAAAUCUAAUCAGAACCCUACGCCAUGGUCAACGAAAACCAAGCUUCGACCUCUUCGAGCGCGUUCUCGUUCAUAUCCAAGGGAUUGCAAGGGGUGCGGGACUCGGCGGACGCGGAUCUCCAGUUGAUGCGGGACCGGGCCAACUCGUUCAAGAACCUCGCGACGUCGUUCGACCGAGAGCUAGAGAACUUCUUCAACUCCGCCUCGACGUCGUUCUCGGUCCCGGCGAUCCGGUCGACGCCGCCGCCGACCGAGAUCGAUUUCGUGAAGAGGCUGCAGCCUAAGUUCUCGGAGUUCCGGCGGGCGUACUCGUCGCCGAAUUUCAGCAAGAAGGUUCUGGAGAAGUGGAGCCCGAGGACGAGAAUUCGGAUCGAUUUAUCGGCGAUAAGAAAUGCGAUUGUAUCGGAGGUGGACGACGGGGAUGGAACGAUCAAUUUUGAUAGGGUUAGGAGGAGGAAUAUGGUUAAGUUUAGAGAGUUCUGGGGGGAGUGGAAGGGGGAGGGAGGAGAGGAAGCGCAGUCUGCUAGGGAUUGGGAGCCAGUUCGGGCGUUGAAGACGAGGCUCAAAGAGUUUGAGAGGCGAAGUUCUUCGGCGGAGAUAUUCGGUGGGUUUAAGAAGAGUGAGUUUGUCGAGAAAGUGAAGUCAAGCUUGAAAGCAUUGUGCAAGGAGCCUGAAGAGUCAAAGGAAGUACCACCGCUGGACGUGACAGAACUUUUGGCAUAUUUGGUUAGGCAAUCUGGCCCAAUUUUGGGUGUUAGAAGAGAUAUAUGUGACAAGAUAGUGGAAAGCUUGUGUAGCAAACGCAAGAGCCAACUUUUAUUGCACUCUGCAUCGGCUGGGGAAUCCUCUGUUCUAGGGAAUGAUAACAUUAAUGAUGAAUUAGAUUUGAGGAUAGCCAGUGUCCUCCAAAGUACAGGUCAUUGUUACGAGGGUGGAUUUUGGAAAGACCACGCAAAGCAUGACCCAUCUGAUGGGAAAAGGCAUGUUGCCAUCGUCACAACUGCUAGUCUUCCUUGGUUGACUGGAACAGCUGUAAAUCCACUGUUUCGAGCUGCAUAUUUAGCACAGUCUGCAAAACAAAAUGUCACACUCCUGGUUCCAUGGCUUUGUAAAUCAGAUCAAGAAAUAGUUUAUCCAAACAAUCUCAUUUUUAGUUCACCAGAGGAGCAGGAAAUUUAUAUACGUAACUGGCUUGAGGAAAGGAUUGGCUUCAAGGCUGAUUUUAAAAUUUCCUUUUAUCCUGGAAAGUUUUCAAAGGAAAGGAGAAGCAUAAUACCCACUGGAGAUACUUCUCAGUUUAUCUCUUCAAAGGAUGCUGACAUUGCUAUCCUAGAAGAACCAGAGCACCUAAAUUGGUACCAUCAUGGUAGACGUUGGACUGAUAAAUUUAACCAUGUUGUGGGAAUUGUCCACACAAAUUACUUGGAAUAUAUCAAGAGGGAGAAGAAUGGGGCUCUCCAAGCAUUCUUUGUAAAACAUAUAAACAAUUGGGUCACAAGAGCUUACUGCCACAAGGUCCUUCGGCUUUCUGCCGCUACUCAGGAUUUACCGAAGUCUGUGGUUUGCAAUGUUCAUGGUGUGAAUCCUAAGUUUUUGAAAAUUGGAGAAAGGGUUGCUGCAGAAAGGGAACUUGGGCAGCAAGCCUUCUCAAAAGGAGCAUAUUUCUUAGGCAAGAUGGUCUGGGCAAAGGGAUACAAGGAGUUGAUAGAUUUGUUAGCAAGGAACAAGAGUGACCUUUAUGGCUUCAAGUUAGACGUGUUUGGGAAUGGAGAGGAUGCCCAUGAAGUUCAGAGUACAGCAAAAAGGUUGGAUCUGAAUCUCAAUUUUCAAAAGGGAAGAGACCAUGCAGAUGACUCUCUUCAUGGGUACAAAGUCUUCAUAAAUCCUAGUGUUAGUGAUGUCCUCUGCACAGCUACUGCUGAGGCUCUUGCAAUGGGGAAAUUUGUAGUAUGCGCGGAUCACCCAUCAAAUGAGUUCUUUAGGUCAUUUCCCAACUGUUUGACUUACAAGACGUCUGAGGACUUUGUUGCCAAAGUUAAAGAAGCACUAGCAAAUGAGCCUCAUCCUCUUACACCUGAGCAAAGAUAUAACCUUUCAUGGGAGGCUGCCACCCAGAGAUUUAUCAAUUAUUCCGAGCUUGAGAGAUUCUUGAAUAACAAUGAAGCCGGUGCAAAAGGCAGCAGCAGAAGAAAUGAUGGAAACAUCAUUAAAAAAUCAGCAUCAUUACCUAGUCUGACAGAGAUGGUUGAUGGAGGAUUGGCAUUUGCCCACUACUCUUUAACUGGGAAUGAAUUUCUUAGACUUUGUACCGGAGCGAUUCCCAAGACCCGUGACUACGACAAGCAGCAUUGUAAAGACCUUAAUCUCUUGCCGCCGCAGGUAGAAAAUCCCAUCUAUGGUUGGUAAGUAGAUCGACCACUCUGUACAAGUAAUCCCUGUGUAUAAUACUUUACAUAUCUCAGUUAGGAGCCUGCUUUAGUUAUUUAGUCUGAAGGUUUCUUGUUCCCUUGAUGAAUGUAUUCAUUUCUGAAAGCACAUAUAGUUUAACAGCUGAAUCCAAGUUUUGCUCUUUUCCAUGUCAAUAUAGAAGACCAAUGCAAUAGUAUAUGACCACUUUUACUUUUUAA
Molecule: messenger RNA, 2728 nt
Organism: Alnus glutinosa
Lineage: Eukaryota; Viridiplantae; Streptophyta; Magnoliopsida; Fagales; Betulaceae
Product: digalactosyldiacylglycerol synthase 1, chloroplastic
Exons: 7
Coding region: 126-2507 (793 amino acids)
Biological process (GO): galactolipid biosynthetic process
Cellular component (GO): chloroplast outer membrane
Molecular function (GO): digalactosyldiacylglycerol synthase activity
Source: RefSeq, a predicted model, not a curated record